AUAGAAGUCUGCAAAAGCCUGUACACUCACCAACUUUGAAGCCACGUUUACUUUUCUCUGUUUUUGCGAAAAAUACUCAAAAUGCUUGCGCAUUGCACAAAGUCAUCGCUGCUGGCGGCGGACGCCUACCUACCAACGCCGCCGUUCCCAAAUCCACGGCGGAUCUCGGCGGCGGAACUUCAUUUCGGCUUCAAUAGUUUUUCUACUAGAACAUCGAAACUGCAAGUCAAGGCUUUGGACCGGAACAGUAACAACAACAGCACCGGUGACGGCAUCGGCGCUAGUAAGAACGCCUCUUCAUCGCCGUCGUCAUCGGUUCCGAACUCGAACUAUGUGGUGCCACUAGACAAGUCUUCGUCUUGCAUUACUCGUCCCUUGGCCGAGAUCCUACGUGACCUGAACAAGAGAAUUCCUGAUAACAUAAUCAAAGCUGAUAACAAUGAUGAUAACUCUACCUUCAUCGCCUGGUAUCACGCUAACCGGAUGUUGAGCUUCUACGCUCCAGGCUGGUGUGGGGAAGUACGAGAUGUCAUUUUCUCAGAUAAUGGAAGUGUGACAGUUGUUUAUCGUGUCACUAUACUCGGAUCAGAUGGAGAGGCACACCGCGAAUCAACAGGAACAGUAUCACCAGGCAAUAGCCACUACACAGAUCUGGUUGCUGCUGCUGAGGAGAUAGCAUUUUGCAGAGCAUGUGCUCGUUUCGGGCUUGGCUUAUAUCUGUAUCAUUAAUAAGGCUAGUCGAGUAGACGCUACAAACUGGACAGUUUUGAAAAUGCUGUUGAAGGUCCUUGUACACCAUAGAGCAAGAACAUGUUGAAAUAUUUAUUACCCGGGACGAUGUAAAAAUAUUAUUCAUGAGGAUUAUUAGUUAUGCACUGUAAAAGUACUAAACUUAUGGUCAUGGAGAAUGGGGCCUCGAAAAAUAUAAAUAAUAGGAAAAGAUAUCGUAUGUUGCUUUAUGUAUUAACUUAUUUUGCCCUGUUGUUCUACAGGAUUGUAUCGUAUGUUUUUGUUAGAUUGUAAUGCCUCAGUAAUUGAUACUAUUAUAUUAUUUCUAUAGA
Messenger RNA from Solanum dulcamara, 1061 nucleotides. RefSeq names its product DNA repair RAD52-like protein 2, chloroplastic. The transcript is spliced from 4 exons. The coding region runs from base 82 to 729 and encodes 215 amino acids. Lineage: Eukaryota; Viridiplantae; Streptophyta; Magnoliopsida; Solanales; Solanaceae. Gene Ontology annotation, biological process: double-strand break repair via homologous recombination. The record is from RefSeq and is a predicted model, not a curated record. Gene Ontology annotation, molecular function: DNA binding.